Cornus florida is the source of this 2460-nucleotide messenger RNA. RefSeq names its product 3-hydroxy-3-methylglutaryl-coenzyme A reductase 1-like. The transcript has 4 exons. The record is from RefSeq and is a predicted model, not a curated record. Gene Ontology annotation, cellular component: endoplasmic reticulum membrane; peroxisomal membrane. Gene Ontology annotation, biological process: coenzyme A metabolic process; isoprenoid biosynthetic process; sterol biosynthetic process. Lineage: Eukaryota; Viridiplantae; Streptophyta; Magnoliopsida; Cornales; Cornaceae. Gene Ontology annotation, molecular function: hydroxymethylglutaryl-CoA reductase (NADPH) activity; protein binding. Bases 144 to 1868 code for a protein of 574 amino acids.
GCCAAGCCAACCUUCAUUUCUCUAUAAAAAAGAAACACACCUCCGCUAGCUUCUCCAUUCAAGCAAACACCAACUCCAUCACUCCUCUCCCUCCCUCCCACUUUCUCUCUCCUGCUUUCUCUCUCUACACCGCCCCCACCAAAAUGGACGUUCGCAGGCGACAAUCCAAGUCCCUGGGUCCGUCCAAAACACUCUCCGCCGCCGGACCUCUCAAACCCCACCAGCUGCAGUCCUCUUCCAAAGCCUCCGACGCUCUCCCUCUUCCUCUAUACCUCACCAACGGCAUAUUCUUCACCCUCUUCUUCUCCGUCGCCUACUUCCUCCUCCACCGGUGGCGCGAGAAGAUCCGCACCUCCACUCCCCUCCACAUCGUCACCCUCUCUGAACUCGCCGCCGUGCUUUCCUUAUUCGCCUCCAUCAUCUACCUUCUGGGUUUCUUCGGCAUCGACUUUGUCCAGUCUAUUACCAGGGGUUCCGACGUCGACGACGACGAAACCGCCGAGGACUUCAUCCUCGAGGAAGAAACCCGACGCGGACCCUGCGCUGCCGCCGACAUUGACUGCUCCGCUAACGUUCCGGUUGUUCCUCCGCCGUCCACGACGGCGCCGGUGACGGAGGAGGAUGAGGAAAUCAUCAAAUCGGUGGUGGCCGGGUCGACGCCGUCGUACUCGCUGGAAUCGAGGCUCGGGAACUGUGACAGGGCGGCGGCGAUAAGGCGGGAGGCGGUGCAGAGGAUAACGGGGAAGUCGCUGGCGGGGAUGCCGGUGGAUGGGUUCGAUUACGGGUCUAUAUUGGGGCAGUGCUGUGAGAUGCCGGUGGGAUAUGUUCAGAUUCCGGUGGGGAUUGCAGGGCCGUUGUUGCUCGACGGGAGGGAGUACUCGGUUCCUAUGGCGACGACGGAGGGGUGUCUGGUCGCGAGCACCAACAGAGGCUGCAAAGCCAUCUACAUCUCCGGCGGCGCCACCAGCGUCGUGCUGAGGGACGGAAUGACCAGGGCUCCGGUGGUGAGGUUCGGCACUGCCAAGAGAGCGGCGGACUUGAAGUUCUUCUUGGAGGAUCCAAUGAACUUCGAUACACUAUCCGUUUAUUUUAAUAAAUCUAGCAGAUUUGCAAGGCUGCAAGGCAUUCAAUGUGCAAUUGCCGGGAAGAAUCUAUACAUGAGGUUUAACUGCAGCACCGGCGAUGCAAUGGGGAUGAACAUGAUCUCCAAAGGCGUUCAAAAUGUCCUCGAUUUCCUUCAGAAUGAUUUCUCCGACAUGGACGUCAUUGGCAUCUCCGGAAACUUCUGUUCGGACAAGAAGCCAGCAGCGGUGAACUGGAUUGAAGGACGUGGCAAGUCGGUUGUUUGUGAGGCAAUUGUCAAGGAAGAGGUGGUGAGGAAAGUCUUGAAGACCAACGUAGCAUCUCUGGUGGAGCUGAACAUGCUUAAAAACCUUACUGGAUCGGCAAUGGCUGGCGCUCUCGGUGGAUUCAAUGCCCAUGCCAGCAAUAUUGUCUCUGCAGUAUAUAUUGCAACCGGGCAGGACCCGGCUCAGAACGUGGAGAGCUCUCACUGCAUCACCAUGAUGGAAGCCAUUAACAACGGCAAGGAUCUCCACGUCUCUGUCACCAUGCCUUCCAUUGAGGUGGGUACGGUUGGAGGUGGCACCCAAUUGGCGUCUCAGUCUGCCUGUCUGAACCUACUUGGAGUGAAGGGUGCGAGCAAAGAGUCACCGGGGUCAAACUCAAGGCUCUUGGCCACCAUUGUAGCCGGUUCGGUUCUUGCCGGUGAGCUUUCCCUCAUGUCUGCUCUUUCAGCGGGGCAGCUGGUGAAGGCCCAUAUGAAAUACAAUCGAUCACUUAAGGAUGUCACCAAGGGAUGCUCCUAAAGCCCUAAUGGGAACACAAACCUCUCCCACAUUCCCGCCACUUUGACUAGAUAUAUAGUAGUAGCCUAAGCCCCCAACAAGGUAGCUUUCACAAAGUAAGUAAAGAAGAAGUUACAAAUAAAUAAAAUUCCCAACAAAAAAGAGUGUGGGAGAGACAGAAAGGGGAAGGGAAAAUAUGAUGGGUUUUAGUGUUUGGCAAGGGAAGGAAAAGGAGAAGUCAUGUGGGGGAGGAGAUGGGAAAAAAAACAAACCAAAAGCGUGUUUGUGUUUUCUUUAAUAAACCAGAGAGUCAUGUGAGAUUCUGGUGGAUCCCUUCCCUAGAAAGAAAGCAUAAAGGAGGUCUGCAACUGCUGUGAAGUUUGUGAGGAAGAGUAGGUGGCACUACCUGUAUAUUUUCUGUCUCCUAAUAUGCCACUUGUUAGCAUGAAGGGGCUGCCAGUAUAUAUAUAUAUAUAUAUGUAUUAUCUUUUAUGUGUAAGGUGGGGAGGGGGUUCUGCAUUUCUCUCUUCUUUUAGUUGGUGUUAAUGUUCACUUAGUUUGUAAUCUAGGAAGAAGACAUCUCAAGAAAUGGAAUCUACUUCUCUUUUAAAUA